Numida meleagris (helmeted guineafowl) is the source of this 2143-nucleotide messenger RNA. RefSeq names its product glioma pathogenesis-related protein 1-like. Gene Ontology annotation, cellular component: extracellular region. Bases 623 to 1552 code for a protein of 309 amino acids. Lineage: Eukaryota; Metazoa; Chordata; Aves; Galliformes; Numididae. The transcript is spliced from 6 exons. The record is from RefSeq and is a predicted model, not a curated record.
AAGAGAAUCAAAUACACUGGGAUUCGUGGCUGGGAUUUCUAAGUCAUGCUUUUGCUACACACCAAACCAGAAGGUCAGAAGGUCUGUUCCUGCUGCUUAGGAACAUUUUUCCUUCUACUGAGGUCAAAAUUUAAUGUAUACAGUUUCCCUAAUUCUAUUUAUUCCUAGAAUAAUUCUGAGAUGGAAGAAAAGCCCUGCAAAAUAAUGCUGUAAGAAAAUCAAAUGAACAGCAGAUCUGUGUUUUAUCAUAGCUACAAUUUUUAUGGCUGACAGUGGUUUUAGCGAACUCAUUAUGCAGCACCUCACUGAUUAGCCACCUACAGCUGCAGCAUGGCUUGACAGUCAACCAGAAUGGAAUACACUCAAAGAAAAGGCAGAGUUAUACCUUUAAUGUUACCCCUUGGCAAUAUGCAUGGCAGAUGACUGUUUCAUGGACAGCCAGCAGUGUGAUGUCAGAUAGAGCUGCGUCUUAGGAAGCAAUUUCACUUCCUGUUGCUUUGACAGAUGCCUUCAAGUGUUUCAACAUGCAAAGGACUACUGAGAAGUGUUUAUCAGUAUUGUCUCCACCUGAAAAAUUCUUCUUUUAAAAACUUUUAAAAAAUACUGAAAGCACUGAAGAAUUAUGAAAAUCACCUUUUUCUUUGCUGUGCUGUUCUUACUUGAUCUCUUUGUUUGCUGUCAUACAUAUGACCAAUAUCCCUUGCCUGACAUAGAAGACACAAAGUUCAUUGAAGACUGUGUGAGAGCUCACAACAACUUCAGAUCCAAAGUGAAUCCACCAGCCAGCAAUAUGUUUCGCAUGUCCUGGGACGCUGCUUUAGCUAAGUCUGCCAAAGCAUGGGCAAAGAGGUGCAUGUUUGAGCACAAUAUCUACCUUAAAAUACCACAGAAGAUGCACCCCACCUUUACGUCUAUCGGAGAAAACAUCUGGACUGGCACAGCCACCAUCUUUUCUGUGCAAGUAGCUCUGACUGAUUGGUUUGAUGAAGUCAACAGCUACAAUUUCAACACCCGUCACUGCACUGACAAGUGUGGUCACUACACCCAGGUCGUUUGGGCAACAAGUUACAAAGUUGGCUGUGCAGCUCACUUCUGCCCUACAAUUCACAAUCUUCAAGGAUUCAACAGAGUGGCACAUUUUGUUUGUGACUAUGGGCCAGCGGGGAACUACCCAACACAACCUUAUAAAGCAGGACCACCAUGCAGUGGAUGCAUUAACAACCAGUGUAUAGACAAUCUCUGUGUAAAUACAGAACGUGAGAAACUGAUAAGUUAUGCCAACUGGUAUCCAGACUGGGACACUCAGCCCCAGCCACCACAGCGCCGUCCCCCCCAGCCUCCAGCCCCUCGCCCUCCAGCCCGUCGCCCUCCAGCCCCUCGGCCUCCAGCCCCUCGGCCUCCAGCCCACACACCCCCAGCAGGGCAACCGCAUUCUUCCUGUGACCGCUACUGUGUUAGUGUCUUGAUUUUAAGGCCACUGUUUUUGGUACUGAGUGUUGUAGGUGUUCUUUUAGCGCAGCGAUGGUUUCCACACAUGUUUAUAUAUGUGUAAUGAUCAUUUGAGAUACUGAUAGUGAUUCUACCACUGCGUCAGAGAAUUGCAUGUUUGAUGAAAAACAGUCAGUCAUCACUGCUGUACCUUUGCUAUGUUUAUCCAAUGUAAAAUGAUUCUGCAUUCAGGGCAAGAUUUAAAUUCAGGGCUGUGCAUGGAGUUGCUGUAAUUUUUUAGCAUGGCUUCUAUGUCUGUAAGAGCCUCUUAGCUCUGCCUCAUGGGAAGUUUGCUGGAGGGACCAUGUAGGCAAUGUACUGCUGUGUAUGCUAACAAGCCUUCUGGAAACCUGGAGCAUCACGAAGAUAUUUCCGAAUCAUAGAAUCGAAGAAUAUCCCAAGUUGGAAGGGACCUCAAUGAUCACUCAGUCCAACUCCUGGCUGCAUGCGGGACCACCAAAAAACCAAACCCUGUGUCUGAGAGCAUUGUCCAAAUGCUCCUUCAGCACUUAAGUUGAACUUAACUCUGGAUCCAAAAGAAGCAAUAACGCAUUUUCAUUAAAUUUCAAUUAUCCCUAACAUCAUUUUCUUUCGAUAGUGGAGAUUUAACUAUGUAUUACUUUUUAAGAACAGAAAGAAUAAACCUUGUCCUUUA